UCGCAAGUUGUUUUGCAGCUAAAGAAAACGUGAUCCGUGGACUUAUAUUAACUUAGCGUUUCUCUACAAUGUCUGAUUGUGCUGAGUAUCCCAAUUUUAAGCUUGGGGAGUCUCGUUUCGAUCAGGGUUCCUUUUAUGGCAGGUUGAGACACUUUUUGGAUGUGAUUGACCCCCGCACACUCUUCGUGUCUGAGCGCCGUCUGAAGGAGUGUAUCGCACUCUUGGAGCAUUUUAAAAAUGGCACCUUACCUCCAGGCAUAACCAACGCACAGCUUUGGGAAGCUCAGAAAGUGAAACAGGCCAUCAUUCAUCCUGACACAGGAGAGAAGAUCCCCAUGCCCUUUCGCAUGUCAGGUUAUGUGCCCUUUGGUACACCAGUGGUGAUAGGCCUUCUGCUUCCCAAUCAGACCCUGGCCUCCACUAUCUUCUGGCAGUGGUUGAACCAGAGUCACAAUGCAUGUGUUAACUACUGCAAUCGUAAUGCCACCAAGCCCACACCAGUGUCAACGUUUGUGCAGGGUUACAUGGGAGCAGUCAGCAGUGCAGUAACCAUAGCAGUAGGACUCAAUAUUCUGAUUCAGAGAGCUGAGCGUUUCAGUCCAGCCACACGGGUUUUGAUCCAAAGAUUCGUCCCUUUCCCCGCCGUAGCCACUGCCAACGUAUGUAACGUGUUGCUGAUGCGCCACAGUGAGCUGGCAGAGGGCAUCAGCGUGCUGGACGACAGUGGGAAUGUGGUUGGCACAUCUAGACUGGCUGCCAGGCAUGCGCUUUUGGAGACAGCUGUGACACGUGUGGUCCUGCCUAUGCCUAUCCUGGUUCUGCCGCCCAUGGUGAUGGCCCUGCUGGAGAGACUUCCUGUGUUCCCGAAACGCAGGCAUCUCGUGCUGCCGGUACACAGUCUGGUUUGUUUGUCUGCCUUCAGUCUAGCCUUGCCACUUGCCAUUAGCCUGUUCCCUCAGAACAGUCAGAUCGCCGUGUCUCGCCUUGAGCCUGAGAUUGCCGCGGCAACAAAGUGCCCGGUUGUCACCUACAACAAGGGUCUAUGACCUAUCAAAACACUCGAUCCCACUUUGGUGCAUAAGUGUAGAUACAGUGCAGGGCACCAGACACAAGUGCAGAAUCAAUCACUGGUUUUUAACAUUCACAUGCCUCACUAUUGUUCAUAGGGCAUUCACUCAGAAGUGGCUAUGAUAUCAUCCAUGCACAGGGUCUUACCUGUGUACUGUGUGUGUGUGUGUGUGUGUGUGUGUGUGUUUGGUGUCUAUACACACACUAAAGCAUGCACCCACACAUAAGUGCAGCUAACCUGAGUAUGUAUAGAUCUGUUGCUGUGGGUUCGUGUGUCGCUGAGACUGAAUCAUUAUUGUAAUCUCAGAUUAUUGUCUUCAUAAUGUCUACUAAGUUGCUUUUCUGUUUACUGUGAUGUGGGUGUGAAAUAUUACAGACCAAAAAACCAAAACGUGUGGAACUAACAUCCUAGAGUCUCUUUGAAUGUCAUUCAUUAAAACACAUUUAAUUUGAA
Chanos chanos (milkfish) is the source of this 1522-nucleotide messenger RNA. It is a transcript of the gene sfxn5a, whose product is annotated as sideroflexin 5a. Bases 69 to 1046 code for a protein of 325 amino acids. The record is from RefSeq and is a predicted model, not a curated record. Gene Ontology annotation, biological process: citrate transport; monoatomic ion transport; mitochondrial transmembrane transport. The transcript is spliced from 14 exons. Gene Ontology annotation, molecular function: monoatomic ion transmembrane transporter activity; citrate transmembrane transporter activity. Gene Ontology annotation, cellular component: mitochondrial inner membrane. Lineage: Eukaryota; Metazoa; Chordata; Actinopteri; Gonorynchiformes; Chanidae.